Pseudoliparis swirei is the source of this 9568-nucleotide messenger RNA. RefSeq names its product piezo-type mechanosensitive ion channel component 1 (gene piezo1). NCBI's taxonomy places the organism in Eukaryota, Metazoa, Chordata, Actinopteri, Perciformes, Liparidae. The record is from RefSeq and is a predicted model, not a curated record. The transcript has 54 exons. Bases 393 to 8219 code for a protein of 2608 amino acids.
GAACGCCCUUCUUCUCCACACUGACUUGCCUGUGAAUCACAUUUUCCACCUUCAGACUGGAGCCUCUCUCCGAAGCAACACAUGCAGCAGCUCGACAACUUUUCUUUCCCCCUAGAAAAAGAGAGAGUGGAUCUGGUGCGCAACCAAAACGGCACGAUCGAUCAACCGACUGAUUGGAAAGUUUGUUUUGAAGACUUUCUCCUCAAGUUUUUCAAGUUUUUCAGAACUUUAUGGUUGAUAAUGAGCGAGUAUCGAACUAGUGGCAUUGCUCUGUCACUUUGUAAUCCUCCAGCCCCGAUGGAGCCGUAUAAGUUAGCGCGUGUCCGCCCUGAUCUAUGGAAAGCCAGUUAUUGAUUGCCUAUAUCGAGUAUUGAUCCGUAUAGGCUCCUGACAUGGAUCUACAGGUGAUCGUCUGGGUGCUGUACUGCUUUUUGAUGCCCACCGCGCUGUUAACAGCUUCUCUUUUUCGCUACAACAUCCUGUCACUGGUUCACUUCCUCUACCUGCUGCUACUGCCCUGGUUCCUGAGUCCCAACAAGCACACAAUCAGAGGUCACACAGGACAGUUUAUCAGAGUGGUUUUCUGCACCAGUCUACUAUUUGUACUGGCUCAUAUCUGCUUCCAGACAGUACUAUACACAUAUCCUCCUCUCAACAUUGCCAUAGGUGAUAACUGUUCACAAUGGGACACCAUAAGCAGAAUUAUAGGACUGUCCAGGCUACCCUUGGAUGAUCCAUGGAGUGUGUUACGCCUUCUCUGUCCUGACAUGGGCGUGUGUGUGGUCACCUUGACAACAAUCGUCCUCUGCAGCAGAUUGGUCAGGAACAGAGAAAUGGUGGCUGCCGCCAACAUUACAUCGCUUGAAGAUGGUUCAACAGAAAAAAACAUAGAUGAUGAUGAGGAGGAGGAGGAGGAGGAGAAGGAGGAGGAGGUGGAUGAACCAUCAGGAGAUGAAGAACGAUCAGGAGAUGAAGAUGAAGAAGAAAGGCCCCUCCCUGGCGACCCUGAUGAGGAGGUUUCCACAGCAACCAGAGCCAAGCAGCUGGCUGAGCGUCUGAAGAGCAAAGCUCGGAAACUUCUUCGGGACUUGGGGAAAAUCUUGGCCAUCGGCUUGCUGGCUUUGGCUGGCAUCACGCUGCCCUCGGCCUUCUCAGCCGUCUACUUCCUGCUUUUCAUCGGCGUGUGCACGUGGUGGGCGUGCCACCUUCCCAUCAGUCACCUGGGUUUCAAUGCACUGUGUGUGAUGGUGGGCUUCUUCACUGCUGGUCACAUGGUUUGUCUGUACGUGUACCAGAGUCUGCUGGCCCAGGCCCUGUUCCCUCCACACAGUCUGUGGGCCAGACUCUUUGGUCUGAAGGCCAUCAUCAUAACAGGAAACUGCUCCUCACCCUAUGACCUGAACCUGAAUGCGGAUCAUGAUUGGCCAGUUUACGUCAACCCGGGAAUACUGUUUCUCCUCUACAUUACCAUAACAACAGUUAUCAAGACAGGGUAUCAUGGAACACCUAACCAGCAGGUCGAGGAGAAAAUAGAAGAGGAGGAGAUUGUAAGGUUACGGUCAUGGAACCAACAGACACAUGAUUAUGAAGAUGACACACAGCUCAUGCUGCUGUCGAUGGGCUCAGAAAGCAGCAGAGGAGGAACGAUGGCUGGAGAGAAGGAGCCGGAUCCGGGUGCUCAAGGAGCCCCCAGUGGCUCUCAACAGAGUGAAAGCCCGUUUUUCAUGCUGGGGAAGGUGGUGAUGCAGCAGAGCUACGUCUGUGCUCUCAUCGCCAUGAUGGUUUGGAGCAUCACAUACCACAGCUGGCUGACCUUUGUGCUGCUGCUGUGGGCGUGUCUCAUCUGGAUGCUGCGUGCCAGACGGCACGCCGCCACCCUGUGCUCUCCCUUCAUCCUGCUCUAUGGCCUGGCUCUGUGCUGUCUGCAGUACGUCUGGGCCAUGGAGCUGCAGCCCGAGCUGCCCACCACUGUGGGCACCAUGAGCCUCAGACAACUGGGACUAGACAGAGCCCAGCACCCCUGUUUGAGACUGGGAGCUAUGCUCUUGUUUACUUUGACCUUCUGGCUGUUAGUACGUCAAUCAGUGAAGGAAAACUUCACCAGGAAGAAGAAAAUGACCACACCCCUACAGGAGGUCACGACAGGAGAGGGGGCUGGUGAGGAGUCAGUGCUCAAGGUUCUGGGAGGCAUGUUGAUGAGCAGUCAUGCCAAAUACUGGAUCUAUGUGUGUGGAGGGAUGUUCAUCAUGGUGUCCUUUGCUGGAAAACUGGUCGGAUACAAAAUCAUCUACAUGCUGCUGUUCCUCCUCUGCCUCUGCCUCUAUCAGGUGUACUAUUCUCUGUGGAGACGUCUGUUGAAGCUCUUCUGGUGGCUUGUUGUCGCCUACACGAUGCUGGUGCUGAUCUGCAUCUACACUUACCAGUUUGAAGACUUCCCCGGAUACUGGAGAAACUGUACUGGUUUUACUGAAGAACAGUUGGCAGCGAUUGGUCUGGAGACGUUUGCUCUGUCUGAACUCUUCAGCAGUAUUCUGAUCCCCGGCUUCUUCCUGUUGGCCUGUAUUCUGCAGCUGCACUACUUCCACAAGCCCUUCAUGAGGAUCACUGACCUGGAGCAUGUUACACCGAUAGACAAGAAGAAGCACAGUGAGAGGACGGAGCGGAUUGGCUCCGGUCAUGUGGGAAUGAACUUUGAAGAGGAAGACCUCUUGACGAACAUUGAUGAGGAACCUGAAGACGAAGGUGAAAAAACAACAGUGGAGUUGAUGUCCAGUAAGUGGGGCUUGGUGAUGGACAGGUUGUUGGUGCUGUCCAGACGCUUCUCUGACACUCUCACACAAAUUCAAAUGUUUCUCUGGAGGCUUCUGGAGCUCCACAUCCUCAAGAUGGUGGCCUUCUUCUCCAUGUGGGUUUCACUCGAAGAGCCAUCUGUCAUGAACCUGGUCUUGGUGGUGCUGUGGUCUCUGGCGAUGCCCUACAGUCGCUUCGGGCCCAUGGCUUCCUGUCUGUCAACAGUCUGGGUGUGUGUCAUCAUCGUGUGUAAGAUGCUGUACCAGCUCAGUGUCGUCAACCCCGUUGAGUACUCCAGUAACUGCAGCCUGCCUUUAACAAAUGAAACCAACCUGCUACCAGAAGAGAUGAUGAACUCCUCUCUGUACCAGGAGCCGGUGGACCCAGCCAAAUGGUUCGGCAUCAGGAAAGAUGCCACAGUACUGGGGUACAGCAAGAAUCACUUAAUAGUGCUGAUGUUGUUGGUUUUUGAGGCGACGGUGAAUCGUCACCAGACUCACCACUACCGCCAGCUCCAACGGUCUCCGCCCGCCAUCCCGGCUCUGUUCCCUGCUGCCACCAGGGACACUCUAGACCAGGGCCUCAUACCUUGCCUCAAGUACUUGCUCAACUACACCUUCUACAAGUUUGGAUUAGAGAUUUGUUUCCUGAUGACGGUGAAUGUGAUUGGCCAGCGGAUGAACUUCUUGGUGAUAAUCCAUGGAUGUUGGUUGGUAGCCAUCUUGGUGAGGCGGCGGCGGGCAGCUAUUGCCAGGAUCUGGCCCAAAUACUGUCUCUUUCUGUCCAUCUUCAUGAUCUACCAGUACCUCCUGUGUGUGGGCAUGCCGCCUGCUCUCUGCAUAGACUACCCAUGGCGGUGGAACACUCCGGUGUUGAUAAACUCAGCUCUCGUUAAAUGGAUCUUCCUGCCGGACUUCUACACUGUGCCAAACUCCAAAAACCUCAUAGCGGACUUUGUGCUGCUGAUGUGUGCGUCCCAGCAGUGGAAGGUGUUUGAGUGUGAGCACACAGAGGAGUGGAUGGUUCUGGCAGGAGAGAACACAGAUGACCCUGAGCCAAUGAAAGGUCGACUAUUUAACCCCGCACCCAACUUCAUCAACUGCAGGAGUUACCUGGACAUGGCUAAAGUGCUGGUGUUUCGCCACCUCUUCUGGUUUGUGCUGUCCGUGGUCUUCAUCACCGGUGCCACCAGAAUCUCUGUGUUUGGAUUGGGCUACCUUCUGGCCUGCUUCUUUUUUCUGCUGUUCGGGACCAAGCUGCUGGUCAAAUCAUCCAGAACCCGCCUCGCCCUGUGGGACUGUCUCAUCAUCUACAACGUGGCAGUCAUUGUAUCCAAAAAUAUGUUAUCGAUCCUGGCAUGUGUGUUUGUGUUUGAGAUGCAGAAGGGCUUCUGUUGGGUGAUUCAACUCUUCAGCCUGGUUUGCACGGUCAAAGGAUACUAUGACCCAAACGCAGUGAGUGACAAGACCUGCAGCCUCCCGGUAGAAGAGGCCGGGGUCAUCUGGGACAGUAUCUGUUUUCUGUUUCUGUUGCUGCAGAGGAGGGUCUUCCUCAGUUACUACUUCCUGCAUGUGAUAGCAGAGCUGCAGGCUUCUGCCAAACAGGCCUCAAGGGGGUUUGGGCUCUUCAGAGCCAGUAUCGUGAAGAACAUUAAGUUCCACCAGCAAGCUGAGAGGAAAUCCCUGUCUCAGCUCAAGAGAUCGAUGCAGAGAAUUCGUGCCAAGCAGCAGAAGCAUAGAGAUGGACACAAAACAAGUGAAGAUUCUAACGAGAGUCAGAAUGCUGAGACCCCGACAAAAAAGAAGAGUUCCAGGAAGAAAAAUUGGUCCCAGCCGUGGUUGGACCAUGCUACAGUGCUCCACUCAGGAGAGUACUACCUGUUUGAAUCAGACAGUGAGGAUGAAGAGGACUCUGAAGAACAAAAGCCCCAAAAACAGACUGCCUGUCAGUUGGCGUACCUGGCGUGGGUGACCAGUGUGAAAACAGCUUUGAAAGAACGUCAGAGACACCAACACCAUUUGAGAAGGAUUGAGAGAAAAGAGAAAGAGAGAGAAGCAAGAGUUGAUUCACAACCGGAAGCUUUUUCAGCUCUAGGUUGUGGGGAAAAUGAUGUGUUUGAGGACCCUGGCCUUCAAGCAGAGGAGCCAGAAGAAAAGGAGUCCAGUCACGGCAAGAUGGUUCAGAGGAUCUUGAAUAUCCUGCACUUAUUACUGGCCAUAGUUCUGGCGAUUGUAGAUGGACUGACUCAGUGGCUCAACCUGCUGACUAAACAGUACAGAGAGACAUCGACUGUUCUGUGCAAUGAGCGCUACUUCAUCUUACACAAGAUACAGCAGCAUCAUACAACAGCAGACUCCACAGACGACCAGGUAUCUCAGGGCAGUGAGAGUCCCACACUGGACACUUGUUUGGAUGAGACUGAUGCCGACUCCACCGGACACAGCUGCCUCAAGGGGGAUAGCAGGGGUGCGACAGACCGCUCUACCCCCAAGCCAAGGCUCAACAGCAUUGGAAACCUCUUGAGUCCAGAAGAAUCCCCAUCCAGCAGCAUGGCGCUCGUACCGGCACCAUCCAAACAACAACACAGACACUCAAGAACAGCCAGCGAGCUUCUGGGAGAAAGGCAGUUCUUCAUUGAGGAGCUAGAACAGAGCAGAGAGUUCUACAACAACCAGAGCCGCCUGCUGAAGCUGCUGUUUGCCAUGUACAACCUGCUGGCAGCCAACUCAGAGCUGGUCUGCUAUUUCAUCAUCGUGUUGAACAACGCGGUCAGCGCCUCCGUGAUAUCCCUGGCUCUCCCCAUCCUGGUGUUCCUAUGGGCGAUGCUGGCUGUUCCAAGACCAACCAAGAAGUUUUGGAUGACUGCUAUCGUCUACACAGAGGUGAUGGUGGUGGUGAAAUACCUUUUCCAGUUUGGAUUCUUUCCCUGGAACAGUGUUCACGAGAUGACUUUAAAUGAAGACAAACCUUUCUUCCCGCCUCGCAUCCUGGGCCUGGAGAAGAUUGACAAUUACAUCAGAUAUGAUCUUCUUCAGCUGCUGGCUCUGUUUUUUCACAGGUCCCUUCUCAUGCGCUAUGGCCUGUGGGACCACGAAGGCCCCCUGGAGGAGCAGAGCCCCUCACCAGAAAGUUGUAAGGAUGAAGGGAAAAAUAUAGAAGGAGAUGAAGAUGGAAGGAAGAAGGAGGGCAGAGGGGAAGAGGAGGAGAACAGAGUUAGCUCAACAUCCACCCUGGACAACCUGGAAAUUAGUGAACUGGACCAACUUGAAAAGGAUAUGGUUGACGAUGCGGAACCGAGUACCAGCUCUGCUGAACCAGCAGCCAGUGGGUCAAACGAUGGGCAUGAAACUCCGUCCGGGCUGAAGGACAGCUCGGAUCCUCCCGGCAGACCGAGGGAGGAUAAGACGGUCGGAGACGAUGAGCAGGAGGCCAAGGAAGUCCCGAAGAAAAGCAGCAGUCUCCGCUUCCGCAUGAAACCUAAAAAAGACAAACAACGACACAGCAAAGUGGAGCCCACAGUUGAGACUGCAGAGCCCUGUGCAGCAGAACCAGUGAAGAAGGAGCAGAAAGGCAGCCGGAGAGAGGCUGCCAGUCGGAGAUUGCUGGCGGUGGGAGACAAGAUCAAACAAGUCCUCCUCUCCGGUAUUCAGAGUGUUUACAGGCCAACGCAGGGCUUCUUCAGGGGUAUUCUCCAUGCCGAGUAUCGGACUGCCACAGAUGUUUAUGCAUUCAUGUUCCUGACUGAUGUCGUUGACUUCAUCAUCAUCAUCUUUGGCUUUUGGGCUUUUGGGAAACACAGUGCAGCAGCUGAUAUAGCCUCCACCCUUUCAGAGGACCAAGUUCCAGAGGCCUUCCUAGUGAUGCUGCUCCUUCAGUUCAGCACCAUGAUCAUCGACAGAGCCUUGUACCUGCGCAAGGCUGUCUUUGGAAAACUCAUCUUCCAGGUGAUUCUUGUGUUUGGGAUCCACCUGUGGAUGUUCUUCAUCUUGCCUGCUGUCACUGAAAGGAAGUUCAAUCAGAACUUUGUGGCCCAGCUUUGGUACUUUGUCAAGUGUAUUUACUUCGGCCUGUCAGCCUAUCAGAUCCGCUGUGGAUACCCCACUCGUAUCCUUGGGAAUAUCCUCACCAAGAAAUACAACCAUCUCAACCUCUUUCUCUUCCAAGGGUUCCGUCUGGUGCCAUUCCUAGUGGAGCUGCGAGCGGUGAUGGAUUGGGUUUGGACUGACACCACGCUGUCUCUGUCAAACUGGAUCUGUGUGGAGGAUAUUUAUGCCAACAUCUUCAUCAUCAAAUGCAGCCGUGAGACAGAGAAGAGAUACCCACAGCCCAAAGGACAAAAGAAGAAGAAGAUAGUGAAAUAUGGCAUGGGUGGACUCAUCAUCUUCUUCUUGAUCUGCAUCAUCUGGUUUCCCCUUCUCUUCAUUUCAUUGGUCAGAUCAGUUGUGGGUGUGGUCAAUCACCCCAUUGAUGUCACUGUGACUGUCAAGUUGGGAGGAUAUGAGUCCCUGUUCACCAUGAGUGUGCAACAGCAGUCCAUCCAGCCCUUUACACAGGUUGAAUAUGACCAACUCACCCACCACUUUGGAGACAAUGCGGUAGCCAUGCAGUUCAUCACACUCUACGGUUAUGAGGAUAUUGUGACGGCCAUGGUUGAAGGAAGUUCAGGAUCCGUAUGGAGGAUCAGCCCUCCGAGCAGACAGGAAGUAAUUAAAGAACUACUUGGAAGUCCUGUUCACCUCACACUACGCCUGGCCUGGACUUUCCAGAGAGACUUAGGUAAAGGAGGGACGGUGGAACACACGUUUGACAAACACUCUAUAGACCUGGAACCUGGAAACCCAGUCCGAGCAGAUCUGGCCUCACUACUGGUUGGCAAUCGCAGCGAGCCUGUGCAUGUUCCUCAUAUGAUCCCGAACUACAUCCGUGCCCCCAAUGGAGCAGAGGCCAAACCAGUCAAUCAACUUUAUAAAGGUGAAGAUGGUUACCUGAAUAUAACCCUGUCCCUGAAGAGUGACAGGUCACUGAAUGGCAGUGGGAACCAGGAGUGGUGGGACAUUGCCAUUGCAGGUUGUGCGUCCUCCUCAUGUGGGGUUUUGCCCAUCGUCAUAUUCAAUGACAAAGUCAGUCCACCCAGCCUGGGUUUCCUGGCUGGAUAUGGGAUCAUGGGUCUUUAUGUGUCUGUGGUUUUAGUCAUUGGAAAGUUUGUACGUGGCUUCUCCAGUGAGAUCUCCCAUUCCAUCAUGUUUGAGGAGCUGCCCUGUGUGGACCGCGUCCUGAAGCUCUGCACAGACAUCUUUCUGGUGCGUGAGACAGGAGAGCUGGAGCUAGAAGAGGAGCUGUACUCCAAACUGAUCUUCCUCUAUCGAUCCCCAGAGACUAUGAUUAAAUGGACCCGGAACAUGCACAGCCGAGAACAUAACAGAUACUGACUGACUGCCAGCAGAUGACAUUAUGUUUGGUUGUAAUACCACACAUACAGUGAAAUCUGAAGCACAUUGUUAGGAUGUCAAGAGCUCAGCCCAGGGGAGGCUUCUUGAGAAUACUCCAGACUGGACAUUGUCUUACAGAGACAAACAAAAGGAGAUGUACACUAGUGGACGUACUGUAUGAAACACCUGCAGUUGCUAGACACCUGUUGCUGUUCUCCACAGCUACCUGAGCACUUUCAUCAAACCACCUCUCACUACAGACUAUUGGGAGUGCUAUUGCAGUUCCACUGUAGACAAAGCAGCUGGAAGUCUGUCCUGCAGGAUUUUGGACAUGCAAAAAUGUUCCUGGAAGACGCAGUUAGCCGUCAAAUCAAGCCGCGCUGAUGGUCACGAGUCAACGGGUCAAGAGACACCUCAUUCAUGACCUCUGUGUAUUUGAGCCGACCACAUGAAGAGACUGUGGCUAAAACCUGAAAUUAAUUGUCGGUUGAACCAUCGGCAAAAACUGUCCCGGUAUGACGAUUGAUUUGAUGGCAUAUACCAUGCUGUCACCCACACCAGAGGGAGGUUUGAUUACUUUGGAAGUCUUUUCUUUUUUCUUUUCUUUUCGUUAUGAGUACUUUCACACAGGACGUGAAUAUUACGUGGCUAAAAAGCGUAGCGUUUUAUUUUCUGUAACAAGGCUGAUUUCUCUGAGCUAAUAAAGGCAUAAACCGAUCACGUUUUGUGGAAUUGGUUGAUGAUGCCUGUAUUUAUAAAAAAAACACAGUCUCCGUAGUUCAAUCCGAGUCGGCAAAUUGUGUCACUUCUUUGACAAAGGCAGCGCAGACCAGAUCAACACCUUUCACAAAAAGUGCCCUCUACAUAAAUAUUCGCAGGCGAGUAUUUCACAUUUCUGUGUCGUUUAUUCAUCAUGUGUAAAAGACCUUUCUAAAUAUUUUUUUAACCAAUAUUCUUUGGAAAAGCAACGUCCUGUUUGUUUGAUUUCACAUCAGAACAGGUCUGAUUCAAAGCAACGUUUUAGUUUUUUAUUUCCCUUGACAUAGAAAAAUUCUGAAUUUGAACGAAUCCAAAGCAGCUCUUUCAGUUCCCAGACACCUCAGGCAAAGGAAUGAAGAUAUUGUGGCAUAAACACUAAACUUCCAAGUAAAAAAAUAAUGUUUGUCCUUAUUGUGUUUUGUCACAUACCUGAUAAUCUUAAAAUAAAUCAAACUCAUUGUCUGAAGUUAGCCUUUUGCAGAUUGUGAAUUAAAGAAAUCUGAUAAAAUGAACACAAUUAAUUUAGAAACAGGUCGGACACUUACAGAUUACAUUCAAUGAUGACAAUAAAUUACAAAUGGUUUAAUGGA